AUGCAGCCAACCAAGGGAAACAGGAGGUUCAAGCAGCUCCAGGCAGGAGAAAGCGAGGGAGACCAAGGAAGGUCGCAGAAGACGAGAGCCGGCAUGCUCCUGCCAGACAAGACCUUGUCGAUGACGGUGAAGACGGAGAAAGCAGAGUCAACUCGGUCCGACUCGCUUCAAAACCGAUUCGUGAUGAGGGUUAUCUCCGAGCGCUCUCGAAGGAACAAAGUCUUGCUGAAACAAAACAAAGAUGGCGAGACGCAUAACGGGGAAUUGGAGGCUUACGGAGAGUUGAUUGAACAAGCACAUAAACUGGUAGAUGAGCAGCCUGGUGGGCAGGAGCCUCAGGAAGACGAGGAAGCGAACAAAGCCUUCUUGCACUUUGUUCCCUUCGUCGACAUGAGGGAUGUCAGGGAAUGCAUGCCCGAACGAUUGAUCGGUUGUAUGAAAAAAUAUGACCUCUCUUCAAACCCCAAACGCUUGCGAGGGCAACUGCUGCAGCGCCUAGAAGAUCCACUAGGGUCCAAACAAGAAGAAGAGCUUGUGACAAGUCUGCUUUGGAUAUCUGUUGCAUUCCCUUUGUUUGCCACACUUGUCCCUCACAUGGCUGUGCAGGUUUUUCACAAUCACGUGGAAUGCUGCGUGGCAGCUCGGCAGCUCCUCCAGAAGUUUUUAAGAUCAGCGAGGCAAGUGAAACCUCUACGCGAAGCCAAUCUUCCGGGUGAUACCACGAGCAGGCUAUCGUUGGCGGUGUUUGAUCAGGAUGUUUACAACUGCAUGGUUGAUGUCGGGAUUCCCGAACGAGAGGUCGGACAACUUUUGAAGGUAGAGAUGCAUGCGGCAGAUGUUACCAGAGCGCAGUCCGACGCCACAUCAAAGAAGGCCCGGCCCCCAUACAUCAUACACAGCAAGGGCACUCGAAUCUGUGUCAAGACUAAGAUGGAGGGAUGGAAAGAAGGCAGGCUUAUGGAAUUCGAUUCGAAGCAAUACUACUACAAUGUCGAAAUUCUUCCUCCGUCAAAAUACAAACACCCCCAACACAAAGAGUUUCCAUCCCACGAAUUUAUCGCGCCUCAAGAGGAGGAGGAGAAAAGCACAGACGGCAAGGACGGGAUCUUGUACGUUGGAAGGUUGUUUCUGGUUAUCAAGGAUGCAAUGGAAAGGUGGAUGCGGCCGAGCAAGGAGAAGCGUCUGCAAUGGAUUGCCCUCAUCCUCCGACUGUUGGCUGACCCUCGAAUCCAACAAGACGGCACCUUCGAGCUCCGUGACCUCGACGGCGAGAUGGCGGAUGGUCACAACGCGCGGGAAGCGAUUGCCAGCUGCCUGCAUACUCUGGUCAGGAGUUGGCGAUGGGAGGACGUCAAAGCGCAAUUGAUGGAAGUAUUCUUCGACGAUGACGUCACGGUUUCCAAUCAGAGUCGCUGUCAGUUGCUGAGGCAGUUGUGGCCCUACUCACAAGACACGGAGAGAGUCCACAGCUCUUUGACUGCUCGCCUGAUGAAAACCAUGCUGGGAAAGGAGGUGGCUGGAGACGAGGUUGGAUCACCGAUGGAGCUCGUCGAGCUUUCUCAGCUUAAGGUCAACUUCGUAGUCGAGGAGGAGGAACUCUUUAAAGAAGCAGUCGAGUCCCGAUCAAGAGAGAAGAUGAAUGCCAAAGAUUUGAACAUAUUCUGCUUAUGCUUGGAGAUGGUUGUCUCCCGCCUGUCUUCGAACGCUGGCAGAGGAGCCUGCAGAGGAGUCAGCAAGGGAGUUUUCUAUCCUGUAGAGCUGUUCUUAUCCGAGUACAGUGCUGUCUUCCUUGUUGAAGCUCUCGCCAUCUCGCAAUCCCGCUAUCCAACUGUCCUUCGUUUCCAUUUGAUAUCCUUAUGA
Messenger RNA from Guillardia theta CCMP2712, 1860 nucleotides. RefSeq lists its product as hypothetical. The record is from RefSeq and is a predicted model, not a curated record. NCBI's taxonomy places the organism in Eukaryota, Cryptophyceae, Pyrenomonadales, Geminigeraceae. Bases 1 to 1860 code for a protein of 619 amino acids. The transcript is spliced from 10 exons.